CCCAGAUCCAAAUUUAUCCUUUACCACUCCAACACACUUUUCACCAAUUUUCCAUCAAAUUAUCAUUCAAAAUUAUAUUAUUAUUAUUAUUAAGAAUUAUAUUAUUAAGAAUUGUAUUAUUAAUGUUAAGAAGUUGUAAUGAAUAUUUAUUUCGUAAUUUUAGUGUUUUGAGGAAUUUUAGUUAUUUUACCAAAAUCACAUCAAACAGACUUUUUUCCACUUCUACAAAUUCUCGUACUGUAAAUUCUACUACUUUAAACUCUGGAACUACGAAUUUUAGAACUGUAAACUCUGGAACUACGAAUUCUACUGGUGAUACUAGAACGGGUGAAACUGUGAGGGAUGAGAAAUUUGCCUGGCGUCACCGUGUGGUUGGAGCUCAGACGAAUAACAAUUUGAAGGUUGGUCCGUAUAAGCGUGGCCGUUGGUUUGUGAGUUACAGGGAGGAUCCCGGCAGUUUUAUUACUAACAUUUUAAUCAUUCUCGUCACGGGUUACGCCAUUUUUACUCUUCUGCCAGGCGAGUCUAUGAGGGUCAGAAGACAGCGAAAACUCAGACAAAUGCUACUUGAUAAAGCCAACUUAACCGAAGCUGAACUCGACUACAUCGAGAACUACCAAUUCAAUGUAGUAAUGGUUGAUUUGGAAGUGUGGUGAAUAGUUGGAGGACUGGGUUAUGUAAAUUAAGAAAGUGAUGCACUGAUAGUUAUUGGAGGACCCGGUCCAGCCCAAACAAGGCACAGUAAUAACUACAAAGGGAAGGUUCUAGUUUUUGUUAGGUUGAAAAGUGAUUUUAUAGAACUUAAUUUAGGAUAAUUUAAUAAUAAUUUAAACCAAAAUUAUCUAUUUUUGGGGUAAUAACUGGAAAAUUUCGCUCUAAUAGCUGAGUAAUAGUAGUUAAUAGUACUAUAGUACGGUGCUCGA
This is a messenger RNA of Theileria parva strain Muguga, 923 nucleotides long. RefSeq names its product putative integral membrane protein. Lineage: Eukaryota; Apicomplexa; Aconoidasida; Piroplasmida; Theileriidae. The record is from RefSeq and is a predicted model, not a curated record. The transcript has 4 exons. Bases 123 to 656 code for a protein of 177 amino acids.